CUUAAGAGUUAUAUUUUAAUGACACCUCAGUUUCCACACGUCUUCUUCUUGUGGCUCUACGGCAGAAGACUUUCCCAGCAAAUCAAUUUCGUAUUCUUCUUCGCAUCUACAGGGCUAGAUCUCUGCCGCAUCCCCUUCACCCCUGAUUCGUCUCCAAAAAUACACUGAUUUUUUGAUUAAUUUCUUCACCUAAGGAAAGAAAUCAAUGGUCUCUGCUUCGCCAAAGGAAAGUAUCGAAGAUUCUCCCGAUCUCUCUACAAUUAGGUUUAACAAAUCUUCUUCACAUCCAUGGCCAUGGCUCUGCAUCGUAUCAACGAUUCUGCCAAUCUCUCUGCAACUCAAUUCUUUACCGACUAAAAAAGGCAAGGAAAAUCAGCACACACAUUCUUUUCCUUCUAUGGUCUUCUUCUCCUUCUGCGCACGUCAGCAACCGUUCAUGCACGAUCUCAAUCUCUAGACACUACAAUCUCGCUACCAAGUCUCUCUAUCUGUUUCUGUCGAAUCGAAGAGCCACAUUAUCAGCCAUGCGACACAGCCUUUUUUUGAUCUUUUGCAGAGAACUACAGACUAGACGCAUCAGAGUGCAGUGAUUCACGGACACGGUGAUAAUGUCACUCCUUUCGAGACUUGCAAUAGGUCAACAACAUCACACUCCAACAACGACACCACCAUUUUAAAGUGGUGAAGUUGAACACAUGUUCUAAGGAAUAUGAUGCCAAUAGAUGGAUGGGUUGUACUCCAUACUAUUUUUUGAGCUAUAUGUGGUUGUGUUAUUGCCAAGCUCGACGGUUGGACUCCAAAGCGUGGGGGUUGCCAUAAGAAGACUUGAUUGGGGAUUUUAUCGAUGCUAAAGACAAACAAAUGACAUGACUUCGAGAUAGUAUAUCAAGAUUCAUGCCAAUGAAGAAGAAUCUGAUCUUAUAGAUUGAGACAAGUCAGUCAUCGAGUGACAAGGUCGAAGAAAAAUAAUAUUAUACUUGAUUUAUUAAUGAGUUUUAUUUUAUGGUUUGACUUGCAUGAUAUGGUUAGCAUUCACCAUGUAAGAGUACGUAGUAGAUGAUUUUAUGGUUUAGUCUACAAAUACUUUAUUUUGUUUAGCCUAAAACCUUAAACACAUGUCUUGGUUCAAAUGUCUUGGUCAAUGGUAAAUUUAAAAUUCAAUAAAUUUCAAUAAAUUGA
Messenger RNA from Cuscuta campestris, 1179 nucleotides. The record is from the annotation of a GenBank genome assembly. NCBI's taxonomy places the organism in Eukaryota, Viridiplantae, Streptophyta, Magnoliopsida, Solanales, Convolvulaceae.